UAUUUCUGUAUUUAUUGAUUAGAUCCUGGUUAUGGUGUUUGGAUGGGCUUAUAGCUUUUGAUUUAUAAGUCAAAAGCCAGAAGUUAAAGGAAUUCUAACUUAAUGACUUAUUUUUUUCUUUUUAGCUUAAAAAUAAGUGCUUAAAAGCACUUACUUUAUUUUACCCAAACACUUCAAAAGUGCUUAAAAGCCAUUUUGGCUCAAAAGCACUUAAAAAUAAGCCAAUCCAAGUAGGCCCUAUCUUCUCCUGCUUCCGCAUGUUGUGGUGUAUUAGUCAUCUUUCUCCAAAAUACUUAGGUAGAUGAAGAGAGUGGUUGCUAUAGUGUUUAGAGGGUCGUAGAAUAUGGUUUACUUUUGAGUGAGAUAAAGAAAGCAUCUGGACUUACGCGUAAAGCCUGCCAUGGUAGUCUUUCUCCAAUGAGAAUAAAGAAAGUUUAUGGGCAGGAUAUUAAUGGCACUUGCCCCUUGGAAAUUACCGAACUGAAACAAAUGGUUAAUAAAUAAUACAAGGCAAUUUAAAUUUUAUGGUUUUAAACUAAAGAUAGGUGUAAUGUACCAAAAUACUCUUUGAAUCUUGUAGUUUUAAAUGUCAUGUAGGAUGUUGGGUGUAAAGAAAGUGUCAUUCUUUUUUGAAUAGUCUAAAAAUGAAAGACAAAUAUAUUGAAAGGAGGGAGCACCUAUUUCUCUUAAGUUACAGAUGAGAAUCAAGUUUUCAUUGAAUCGUCAUGAAAUGAUCUAUCUGAAGAAAAAAACAUUGAAUUGUUAUCUAUGAUGAAAAUGAUAUUAUAACUGAUUAUGUGUAUAUAAGGGCCCUGUUCAUUCAGAAUCUUUAAAAUGUACUGUUAGAAAAGGAUUCAUGAGCAUGUGGACAAACAAAUGGUAAAUAAAAUGUCUUAGAACUUAAUACUCAUAUAGCAGUUGUGGAAUUUCAAAGAUUCUAUUGGGACAUAUCUUUCUUUUUCAGUAUUUGGUUCUUUUCUGGGCUGCACAUUCUAUCUCUUAAAGUUACUCGAAUUUGGUACAAUGAUUUCAAGUUGUCACUGGAAGAUGAUAGAUUGCACAAGCUGAAACAAGAAUGAAUUUAAAGAGAUGGAGGGGAUACCUAACUUACUUUGGUUUUGCAUAAUGAAUAUCUAAUAAUCAUCAUUACAUCAGAUUCAUUAAGAUUUGGAUGUUGCAACAACUUUGAGCUUAGCUUGAAUUGACCUUGUUAGCUUCUCCUAAGUUACCUCGUAUACACAUGCCACAUUUUCGGGAAAGGUACAAAUAUGCCCCUGAAAUUUAAUAAAUGGUACAAAUAUACCCCCGUCAUAUUUUGGGUACAAAUAUACCCUUGCCGCUAAUGAAAAGGUACAAAUAUACCCUCGAACUUUAAUAAAUGGUACAAAUAUAUCCUCCAUCAUACUUUGGAUACAAAUAUGCCCUUGUCGUUAAUGAAAAGGUACAAAUAUACCCUUCUCAUUUACGACGGGACACGUGCCAGCAUCGUAUUGUACUAUUGUUUGGUCCUUUUAAUUUAUUUUAUCUAUGAAUAAUUUAAUCCAUAUUAAUUAUAACCCAUACCCGAUCCAAAUAAUCCGAACCGUCCUGUGAUACAAUGAGGACCUUGGUUUGGCCGAGGAAUGUCCAAACUUUGCAAGUUUUUCUCAUGUUUCUGUUCUUAAAAUGUUGUCUUCUUGUUCACUCUUUGAAGUUGGUGAACAAUGGUGUAACAAUGAAUUUAAAGCAGGACAACAAUCAUGAAGAAUUUCUGAUUCAUUGACGCUCAUGAAUCAGAAAAAACAAACAACAGUCGUUAGAAACAUUAAACAACGUCAGAAUAUUAAUCUAACAUCAGAACAUUAACCAACAUCACAAUAUUAAACAAAUUUGUACUCGAUUUUAGAUGGUAGAUGGAUCGAAACAUGAAUCGAAUCAAUGUAUUUGUUAGGGUUUUUUGGGUUAGUGAGAGAGUGUGAGUGUGAGAGAGUGGAAGAAAGAAACACGCGUGAAUAGAGAUGCGUGAUAUGUUUCUUGAAGCUUCUCUAUUACAUGGAUCGGGUCGGGUUAUUUGGAUCGGGUAUGAAUUAUAAUUUACGAUAGAUUAAAUUAUUCAUAGAUAAAAUAAAUUAAAAAGGGCCAACCAAUAUGAUGUUGACACGUGUUCCGUCGUUAAUGAGAAGAGUAUAUUUGUACCUUUUCAUUAACGGCAAGGGUAUAUUUGUAACCAAAGUAUGAUGGAGGGUAUAUCUGUACCGUUUAUUAAAGUUCGGGGGCAUAUUUGUACCUUUUUCGUUUUAAAUAUUGAUGAUUUGGAGGGAAAAAAGGCAUUUUGCUGGUGUACCUUCCCAUAUAGAGAAACUUCACUUUUACAACAUCAGCAGAAUUUGCCUUCCCACAAGACAAAGAAAUUAUGGUCAAUUAACUUGAGCUACUAUAGAGUGGGAACACAAGUAUACUAUAGUAUCGUAAAAGUUCUACUUAUUGCGUUAAGAUUUUUACAUAAGAUUAGAUCCUGAGCCUAAAAAGAUUCGUAGAAGAUGUGACUUUUAUUCAUGACUAUAGCUAGAUUUUGCUGUUACAUAAUCUCGUGGUCACCUUGAUUCCUCUUUAGUUUCGUGUCUUUCUUGUAUUAGUAUUGGCAUGUUGAUCAGUCUAAUCCAUUCUUGUUCAGGGAAAGGUGCUAGAAUCUGUAUCAGGAAGAAGUUCAUUUUGGAGUAUAAUCCUAGGCUUCCAAACAUAUGCAUAUAAUUGAGACAUUGUAGAAAAUACCAUCUUCCUUCGGCAGUUACAUAUGUUAUCCACUGUUCAAGGGGCCUAGGAUCAUACACUAUCGUUCUCACUAGUUGAAUUUCAUCAUAUUAAGCAAGGUCAUACUAUCAGUGUUAGUAUAAUAAGUUACUAUACUUGGUCAUUUAUAAGAUAGAUGAAACAGAAAGGAUUGGAGUCAAAAGAAGAAUAUGCUACUUUUAAACAAAAUAUGCUAGCAAUAGUCUCUCCAUUUACCAUUAGGAGAAGUGUACGUAAUCAUUCAGAGAACGAAAGAAAAACACGAAAUUGCAUUGCCUAGGUAGAUUGUGACAAUAACAUUGUGGCUUUGGCUGCCCUCCCUCACUAUUAUAAUGAUGUGAACAGCAUAAACAUUAGUUGAACAGCAUUGGCAAAGAGAUGGUGAUAAGAGCAUGCUCUUUCAAGUUGAAUUAAUGAACACGCUGUAAGAUUUUUGUUGGAUACAGGCCUGCAAUUUUCAAAAGAGAGACCCAUUUAUUUAUGAGUUGUCUCAAGGAAAGAUUAAUACUCCAUGGUCUUGGUAGCCCGUCCACAAGUGACACACCCGUUGACUUAGUUUUUUGGUGCCUAGUUCCAAAUUCAACUACGGCUCGCUUUGGUCUGAUAUACCAUUAUAUUUAUUUUAUUUUUGUAGUCAAAUUUAGUAAUAGUGGUUAAAUCAUGGUUCAUGUGCUUUAAAUAGUUUUUAUGUCAGCAUGCCUAUAUUGAAUUCAAAAUUUCCUUCCUAACUAGGAAGGUCUUUCUACAUGAGAUGUUUUAAUUCAUCAAAUUGUAGAUGAAGGGAGUGAAGCAUGUUUUUUGUUUUUUAAUACACAAGUGAAUGUGCAUCAAGCAUUUUCUAAUACUUAUAUCCCUCUUAAUAUUGGAGAGAGUUAUAUAUAUAAUAUUUAGUGGAAUUAACUACUAAUUUGAAAUGAUGAUCGUCUUUAAAGAUGAGGGAAAGCAAUUGGUUUAUUCUUUCUAAACAAGAGGAGAUUGAGGCAGGAGGCAUGUAAUUUCUUCUCCUAGAGUCAAUUAACUUGUACAUACUGUCACAUUGGUUCAUUUUAGGAAGGAGAAUAUCUAGUUAUGGUUAUGUGGUGACGCAUACAGAAGUUCUUCAAGGAAACGUGACGAAGUGUUGGUUGGGGCUUUGGCGUCAAUUGGGUGCGUGUUGCUUAAAAUAAAAUCAGCUGUCAGACUUGUGGUACUGGUCCUAAUUCCAUUCCUUGAGAGGACUGCCAAUUUUAUUAUUCUCCCCUUUACAUCAAGGCUCAUUAUUUUGCAUGAAUAAUGAGAGAAGAGAUAAAAAAGAAGAUGAGAGAGUUUGAUGGAUGGAAAAGUUGAGAGAGAGAGAGGUAAAAGCAUACCUUUUUGGAAUCUUGACCUCUGACCCCUCCAAUUUUAUUCAUUCACUCUCUCACAACUCCCAAAACUGUAAUCUUUACUUGUAUGUCUCCCUUUGCCUCUCUCUUCUUGUUGUUCUACCAGUUUCUGGCCAUAAUAGGAGUAAUAAGCAUAGUUAUAGGUCUACACGGACAACAUGGAUUUCUUGAAACUGAGGUUUGUAUUAAUGGAGAACGUGGUGGACCUUAUCAAAUUUUCCAAUCGUUCCGUGGGCAAUAUGCGUUAAGCAGACUUGUAGGGGUGACCUACCACGCGGGGUAUUCUUUCGUCAGAGAAGUUGCCACUAUAUCCAUUGCCCACAUAUAGAGUUAUUUUGAGGGGUGUUACUCCCAUAGAAUUUGAGUCAAACACAGUUGCAUAUGAUGAAGGCUGAGAACUCGAGUUAAAGAAGAACUCUUUCUUAGUGAUGCACUUUCUGGUUUUCCUUCGGUACGCAAGAGAUAUUAAAGUUGUUUUGAAGGAACUUCCAAUUACUUAACAUAAACUAAUGAGCAUCAUUUUUCCUCUUUUUAUGUAUAUGAUUUUCUUUUUUGGUGGAGAAUAAUGAGCAGAUGAAAUGACUUACACUACUUGACUUACAUUACUCACACUGAUGAGCCUAGAUCUGAUUUCCAGCAUUUUGUAAGAUUCGGGAGGAAUGGUGAGUCCACAUAGUUUGCAUGUAGAGUAAUGGAAGCCUGCUAGUUCCAUGUUUUUGCAUGUGUUGCACAUGAGAAGCAUCUACAGAAACAACACUCAGUUCUUAGUUUGAGAGGUUUCAUUUUAUAACUACGGUUGAGCUUGAAAUGGGUUCUGCAUUAAUGAGUUUUGCUGAUGCAGUGUGGUUAUUUUGUAGGUUUGCUGGUAAGUGUUCUAUACAAUCAUCUUCUUCAGUUGAAUGACAAUGACUAUCUGCGUGGUGCAAACGGACGUGCCUGGGGUUCGUGUUCGGCCAGAGAAUAAAGUUGAAUGGGACCCAGACGCGGAGAGAGUAAGACUACCUUCGGGGAAGCCUUUGGUCCCUGACUAUGCUAUGAGCUUUGUCGGUGGCAAUUCCUCAAAACCGUUUGGUCGUUUGUGGUGUGAUGAAACCGUCCUAACAGUUGUGACGAGAUAUGAACCACAUAAUCAGACCAUAAUACAUCCAGUACAAGACAGAGUGCUCACGAUCCGCGAAAAUGCAAGGCUCCAAGGUUUUCCUGACUACUACGAAUUGACUGGGCCAAUAAAAGAAAGGCUGGUGACCGAGGACACAUGUUUUAAUGUUCUCACUUCCUCGAGUCUAAAGGCUUUAGGUUGAGUUGGUUCAAGACGGAAUAUUUGGAGUGUAAGUUCAGUGAGGUUUCUCAUGAGUCCAAUGUGGUUGUUAAGCUUGAUACUCAUUCUAUCAAUAACAGAGAUAAUUUCAAGUAUCUGGGGUUUAUCGUUCAGGAGAAUGGAGAGAUUGACGAAGAUGUCACUCAUCGGAUUGGGAUUGGGGUAGGGUGGAUGAAAUGGAGGCUCGCCUCCGGAAUCUCGUGUGACAAAAAGGUAGCUCCUAAACUUAAAGGCAAGUUCUACAGAGAGGUGGUUAGACCAGCUUUGUUGUAUGAGGCGGAGUGUUGGCCUGUUAAUAAGGCCCACAUCCAGAAGAUGAAGGUGGCGGAGAUGAGAAUGCUUCGGUGCAUGUGUGAGUAUACUAGGAAAGAUAGGAUUAGAAAUGAGGUUAUUCGAGAUAAGGUGGGAGUGACUUCGGUGGAAGCUAAGAUGAGAGAAGCGAGGUUGAGAUGGUUUGGUCAUGUGAUGAGGAGUGGCAGGGAUGCCCUGCUGCGGAGGUGUGAGAGGUUGGCUAGGGAUGGUUUCAAGCGAGGUAGAGGUGGACCGAAGAAAUAUUGGAGGGAGGUGAUUAGACAUAUGACAUGGAGCAACUCCAGCUUACCGAGGAGCUUACUGAGGAUAUGACCCUAGAUAGGAAGUUGUGGAGAGGCGGAUUAGGGUAGAAGGUUAGUAUGAGUUUAGGAUGCUGUAUCAUUUGUUGUAUUACUUGGUGCAUCUUGUUUAUGGUAUUAUUGGAUGUGUUAUUUCUAUUGUAUCUUUGCCCUUUUACUAUUUCUUGUCUAGAUUGUUUUAUUUUGAGCUGGGGUUAUCGGAAACAACCUCUCUAUCUCACAUUUGAGGUAGUGGUAUGGACUGCAUACACUUAACCUUCCCUAGACUCCACUUGGUGGGAAUAUACUAGGUAUGUAGUGUUGUUUUAUGGUAUUCAGGUACAUGCAAAGCAGGUAAUGUUUGAAACAGCUAUGCCACCAGAAUACUGAAUCAUAUCUUGGAGAAUGCAAUUGCUGUUAGGGGUGGGUGUUCGAUCUGAUUGUUUAAUAUCGGUUUGGUUUAUUGGUUUUCGAAUUGACAAAAAUGACAUCUAUAACCAAACCGAAAUAAAUUUGGUUCGGUUCGGUUUUUACAAAUUCGGUUAGGUUAUUUUAGAUUUUUAUCGGUUUGAAAUAUUAAAGUAGUUAGUCUCUUUUUUUUCAUAACUGAGCAUUUAAAAUUGAUGGGCUUUUUUAGAAUUUUUUUUUUUCAAACCUGUUUUUCAUUUUCAAAUAUAAAUAACUAUAAAUAACUCAACAUGGAUGAAACGAAAUGAAAUAAUCAUAAGCUUAACAUAAUACAUAAUGUCAUUAAUCAUUACAUAUAAUAACCUUGCAUAAAUAGUCUACAAAGUAACACAAAACUCAUAAAAAUAGUCCUUGAGACAAUACGCUUUCUGCAUAAAACAAGAGUGGUCGGUUGGUCACCGCCGGCUCCACUAUUUCUCACCGGUGGAUAGUCACAACUCACAAGCCCACAAUCAGUAGAAGUGAAAACGAUCGACGAAAGGAACACUGCCUUACCAUCGGUGGAAAGGAGGAACACUCGUGAGUCGUGACUCGUCGUCGCUGGUGUACGUGAGAAACAACGCAACACAGGGAAUACCAGAAUAGGGAUUGAGGGUUGGCAAUGGGCAAUGGCUGCGGCGUAUGAGAAUUUGCUUUUAAAUGUUAAUUGUGAAUGUGAAUUACUAAAUAUUAUAUAUAUAUAAUAAAAUAUAUAUAUUAUUUAUUUAUUCAUAAAAUUUUGGCUUUUAGGUUUAACAGACUUUUUUUUUUAAAAUCGAAAAUUGAACCGAAAAAUUAAAAUUUUAAAAUCACAAACCUAAUCCGAUCUGAAAAAUCAAAAAAUCAAAAUCAAAAUUAAAUUUCGAUUUGAUUUUUUGAUUUUUUUGAUUAAAAUCAAAAUAUGUCCACCCCUAAUUGCUGUACCAGUUACCCGAGCUUAGGGAUAUUCGUCGGCCAUGUUGAUGAAGGGAUUAUCUGGAGAAACGUCAUUGUUCGCAUUGCUGACAAACUUGCCAUUUCAUGAGGGACAGAAUUUCCUCGGAGUGUCCCAAUAAUUGAAGAAUAAUUAUCUGUGACUACCAAAUGAUCUUUCCCCUUUGUGUGGGGGGCCUGGUUAUUCAUAGGAUGUUAGUUUCAUUUAUUUAUUUUUGCCUUCAAACAUUGUUUCACAAUGCAAAUCAUGUGUAAUAGCUAAGCGAACAUGUGGCAUGUUCUUUCCUAGUUGCUGUUCUACGUAACAUUUCAAGUUAUAAACGGUGAGAAUCAGGUGUA
This is a messenger RNA of Capsicum annuum, 7760 nucleotides long. RefSeq names its product DNA (cytosine-5)-methyltransferase 1. Bases 5033 to 5434 code for a protein of 133 amino acids. Gene Ontology annotation, cellular component: nucleus. The record is from RefSeq and is a predicted model, not a curated record. Gene Ontology annotation, molecular function: methyltransferase activity. The transcript has 8 exons. NCBI's taxonomy places the organism in Eukaryota, Viridiplantae, Streptophyta, Magnoliopsida, Solanales, Solanaceae.